CAGCCGCGGUGCCGGCGCUGAGUGCGGGACAACCGCGCACGGCGGGCUCAGCCGGCGGUGCGGAGCGCCCCGCGGCCGCGGGAUGGCGGCGCUGCCCCGCUGCCGUGCGCUGCGGGGGGACGCUGCGCCCCCGGCCUCGAGUGCGUGAAGAGCCGGCAGCGCCGCAAGGCGAAGGGCGGCCCGGUUCCCGCCGCCGCCGCCGCCGGCCCGCCCGGCGUGUGCCUCUGCAAGAGCCGCUACCCGGUGUGCGGCAGCGACGGGCUGACGUACGGCAGCGGCUGCCAGCUCCGCGCCGCCAGCCUGCGCGCACAGAGCCGCGGCGAGCCCGCCGUCAGCCAGCGCAGCAAGGGAGCCUGCGAGCAAGGACCCUCCAUUGUGACUCCUCCUAAGGACAUCUGGAAUGUGACAGGAGCACAAAUCUACCUGAGCUGUGAAGUCAUUGGCAUCCCAACCCCUGUCCUCAUCUGGAACAAGAUAAUUCGAGGACAGUAUGGUGUCCAGAGGAUGGAGCUUCUGCCUGGGGACCGGGAGAACUUGGCUAUCCAGACCCGGGGGGGCCCUGAGAAACACGAAGUGACUGGCUGGGUGCUGAUAUCUCCUCUGAGCAAAGAGGAUGCUGGGGAAUACGAGUGCCAUGCAUCAAAUGCCAAAGGAGAGGCAACAGCUUCUGCGAAAAUCCACGUUGUGGAAACUCUGCAUGAAAUAGCCCUGACCAAAGAUGAUGGUGCAGAGCUGUGAUGUGAGGACUUUCACUUACGCACAGUUUUAAAUUAGUAUUUUGGAAAGCUGCAAGCUCUGGCUUUUUCUAGCUGACUAAUCAGUCCCUCUUAACUCCCUUUUUCUUUGAGUCCCGAUUUGCUUGCACACUUCUUUCACAGAUACACAAAUAGAUUCACAAGCUUGAUUACAAAUUUUAAUUCUAUUUACAGGAAAUAAACAUACUUUUGAACAGCACACA
This is a messenger RNA of Passer montanus (Eurasian tree sparrow), 958 nucleotides long. RefSeq names its product insulin like growth factor binding protein 7 (gene IGFBP7). Gene Ontology annotation, cellular component: extracellular region. The transcript has 5 exons. The record is from RefSeq and is a predicted model, not a curated record. Gene Ontology annotation, biological process: regulation of cell growth; regulation of signal transduction. Gene Ontology annotation, molecular function: insulin-like growth factor binding. The coding region runs from base 505 to 738 and encodes 77 amino acids. NCBI's taxonomy places the organism in Eukaryota, Metazoa, Chordata, Aves, Passeriformes, Passeridae.